AUGCCCCUGUCCCAGAGCAGGGCUGGGCAGAUGCCGUGCAGCAGCAAGGUGUGCAGGAGCCUCUUCGGCCCUGUGGACCACCACCAGCUCCAGAAUGACUUUGAGGACCUGUUGAGGCAACACCUGGAGGAAGCUCAGCAGCGCUGGAACUUCAACUUUGAGACGGAGACUCCCUUGGAAGGACACUUCAAGUGGGAGAGGGUCUUCCUGCCUGAGCAGCCAGCCCAGGAAGUUCACAGCCUGGUCAAGGCCAUCAGCAGCGAGAGCAGGAGCUCCAAGGUCCCCCCCAAGGACCCUCUUGGCAAGAUUUGCCCUGAAGGGUCUCAGCAGAGCUCGGAGGUUUGCAGGGCUGGUUCCCCGAAGAGCUUGAAGCGUGGACAGACCACCAUCAAAGACUUCUACAGCUCCAAGCGAAGGAUCACCCCUGACCAGCCCAAGCCCUAA
Molecule: messenger RNA, 444 nt
Organism: Merops nubicus (carmine bee-eater)
Lineage: Eukaryota; Metazoa; Chordata; Aves; Coraciiformes; Meropidae
Gene: CDKN1A
Product: cyclin-dependent kinase inhibitor 1A (p21, Cip1)
Exons: 2
Coding region: 1-444 (147 amino acids)
Biological process (GO): signal transduction by p53 class mediator; regulation of mitotic cell cycle
Cellular component (GO): nucleus
Molecular function (GO): cyclin-dependent protein serine/threonine kinase inhibitor activity
Source: RefSeq, a predicted model, not a curated record